Molecule: messenger RNA, 2427 nt
Organism: Penicillium oxalicum
Lineage: Eukaryota; Fungi; Ascomycota; Eurotiomycetes; Eurotiales; Aspergillaceae
Exons: 3
Coding region: 1-2427 (808 amino acids)
Source: RefSeq, a predicted model, not a curated record
AUGCGGGCAAAGAAAGUCGCUGUCAUUGGACUGGUCACUGCCAAGACCCUCUUGCAUGAUUCGUCCUGUGGUGCAAGUACCACGACGACGUAUCACCCAGUCAUCUUCGACACGCGCCAAAAAGUCGGAGGACUCUGGGCAGUUUCAUCUGCACAGUCACGGGAUCAUGAUGAUCUUGAAGACGAUGGGCAGGGGACACCCUCCCACGUGACUCUUGAUCCAAACAUGAAGACUAACCUGAGUCGUUUCUCUGUCGCCUUUUCCGAUCUGUCAUGGCAGUCUGCGCUGGGGGGAACAGACUUGCCCAUGUUUCCACGGGCGAGAGAGGUCGGGCAGUAUCUCGCUGUGUAUGCGGAGCGGUAUAUUCCUGGUUCGUGUCUGAGGUUGGAAUCACGGGUGAUUCGGACGGAGCGGCUGGUGGGAGAAGAUGGAAAGUUCUUUUGGAGGGUGUAUUGGAUUGAUGAGACGCGAGGAAAACAAGAGGUCCGUCAGGGGACAGAAUCCGUGCACAACAACCAGGUCAAGGUCGAAGACUUUGAUUUGAUCGUCGUUGCCUCGGGAUACUUUGCUCGUCCGUGGAUUCCAAACCUGCCGGGCUUAUCAAGCUUCACCGGCCAGGUCCUUCACAGCUCGGCUCUAGGGAGGACUCUGGGGAAACAGUGCCAUGUCACCAAUCCCUCUACUCGCCGGGGACACACGCUGGUGAUUGGCGGCAGCAUGUCAGGAGUCGAAGCUGCAUCGACCCUCGCCCUCCGACAGUCUGCAUCUCGACUUUCCGGUGACGCGCUAGCCUCUGGUGAUUCUCACAUUGGACCAAGAAUCUACCAUGUUCAUUCCCGUCCAUUUUGGACAUUGCCGCUCUGUCUCCCUCAUGAACGUUCUACCGGAACAUCCGCCUUUCUUCCCCUGGACUUGGCCAUGUAUGACUUAAAUCGCCGACCACCAGGCCCGGUAGAAUACACGAUUGGAUCACUUACUGAAGAAAAAAUUGCAAAAACGAGUGAUUACUUCCGAACCAUCCUGGGGACCGAGUAUGAACGAUUUGGGCAUUCUCCUCCAACUCCUUCUUCUUCUUCUUUUCCCCAGAACAUUGCUGCAUCUGCGACCAAACAGACACCAUCUCAGCCAGAAUGGGUAGCGAUUGGAAAUGACUAUGCCGAAUUCGUUCGAUCCGGUGAUGUUGAACCCAUUCACGGUCGAGUCACAUCAAUCGAUACCACCGAGCUGGAAACAGGCACGGCCUCGGUCAGAAUCGAGACGGGGAAUGGGCCCAAUGUCCUGAAUAAUAUAACCUUGAUCAUCACCGCCACGGGAUUCACCCCCUUUGAUUCCAUAUCCUUUCUACCCGCCGAGGUACUAUCCAGUCUGGAGAUGGACAAGAAUGACCCUUGUCUUCCCCUGAUCCUCGACGGAGGAGGCACGCUACGCUCCGAGAUUCCCGACCUGGGAUUCGUUGGCUUCUAUCGUGGCCCGUACUGGGGUGUUAUGGAAAUGCAGGCCCGCUACCUAGCACGGGUAUGGGCCGCUGAAGGGACAGCCAGUGAGUAUGGAGCCUUUCAGCUUCAGACGAGCCAUGAACAAGAGAAACUGCGAAAUCUGAGAAAUCCCCAUGGUCAAGUGCGCCGCGCCCAGUUUCCCAUGGGCGACUAUGUGGGAUUGAUGGAACAAUUUGCGAGACAUUUGAAGAUGAAGCGGAUUUCUCCGAGACUCGGUGAUGAAGUAUUCAGCGCGGGCCCAGUUGUGCCUGCUCGUUAUGUGGUGGGGACGCCGGGAUCGGAGACACGGCGAACUCUAGACGACUUGUGCGCUAUCUUACAGCACGACCAUCCGGCGACACAGGCAGCCACGGCUUUGGCGGUAUUUCGAGCAUUGCAGGGGACAUGGAGCGUUGUCACGUCUACGGGGAUGGAAAGUGACACAGAAACAGAAACGCAAACACAAAUCGCGAACCGACCCUCCAAAAUUGGCAGCGAUGAGAGUUCGGAAACCAUGACAUUCAUCCCGCAAUCCCCCUCCCACCCUUUGUACGAUCGAGAAUACCUUCUUAGGCGAUGGCCAAAUACUAUCGCCACAAGACGCGGUGCGGUUCCCGACCCGAUGAGAGACGGCACGAUAUUGCGUUUGUCAGAGACCAGUACCAUCGCACCGUCAAAUUCCCAUGUGGAAAUUUGUCGGGGAAGACCCAGCCAAACUACGAUCGACGAGGACGAACCACAUGCUUGGCGUCUUGAAUUAGGUCCGCUGAACCAUGGAGAAAAGGAUGGGGAGUAUGUGGUUCGCGGACAGAUUGUACCAUUCCCGGGGGUCGACCGUCUCAAUCCUAUGCUCUUGGGAACACCAGGUGAAUGUGAAUGGACCUUUUUUUUCCACGGAGUCUCGAUCACCAGAUGGGAAUAUCGUCUGCGGAGAAACCCACAGUGUACAUAG